Xiphias gladius (swordfish) is the source of this 3871-nucleotide messenger RNA. RefSeq names its product TBC1 domain containing kinase (gene tbck). NCBI's taxonomy places the organism in Eukaryota, Metazoa, Chordata, Actinopteri, Istiophoriformes, Xiphiidae. The transcript is spliced from 26 exons. The record is from RefSeq and is a predicted model, not a curated record. Gene Ontology annotation, biological process: protein phosphorylation. The coding region runs from base 306 to 2972 and encodes 888 amino acids. Gene Ontology annotation, molecular function: ATP binding; protein kinase activity.
UGUGUGUAAUGACUGGAAUGAAAAAAUAGGUGGUAGAAAAAUACGAAAAAUCGAUUCAAGAACAACUUUGCUGAAAUAUCUUUUUUGACCGAUUUAAGUGGUUUUAUUCUUAGAAAGAGUCUUUUAUGCACUACUUUGUCGCACAAAAUUGACGUCGUCACAUCACGUUCACUCAGCUGUUCUCAUUACAUCGCAGAAGCAGGAAAGGAUUUCAUUUAAAAAAUAUUUAAAAAAAUAAUUUCAAGUUCAUUCUGUCGACAUGACUAUGCAGUCUUCCUGUUAAGUUGCUUCAAGCCAGUGGCGGGAUGAGGCCCCUCAAAGAUGCUCAGUUGGGGGCCUUCACCUUCUUUGCCUCAGCUCUCCCUCAUGAUGUCUGUGGGAGCAAUGGCCUCCCUCUCACCCCCAACUCCAUCAAAAUCCUGGGACGCUUUCAGAUCCUCAAGACCAUCACUCAUCCCAGACUCUGUCAGUAUGUGGACAUCUCCAGAGGGAAACAUGAACGGCUGAUUGUUGUUGCUGAACACUAUGAAAGCAGUUUAAGUGAUUUCCAAAAACAGGGGAAAACUGCCUGCCCAGAGAAGGUGCUGCAGAUAGCCUUUGAGGUCCUUGAAGGUCUGGAGUUUAUGAACAAACAUGCUAUGGUGCACAGGGCCCUCAGCGUACACAAUGUGCUGAUGGACUGUAAGGGGAAUGUCAAGCUGGCAAAGUUUGGCCUUUAUCACAUGACUGAUCAUGGGGCCGAUGUAGAUUUUCCCAUUGGGUACCCAUCAUACCUUGCUCCAGAGGUGAUCGCUCAGGGCUCUUUCCACCCUAGUGACCCUUCCCAUGAUGAAUCUCCUCUGCCCUCAGGACCCAAGUCUGAUGUCUGGUCACUUGGGGUGUUGCUCUUUGAAUUGUGUGCAGGUAGGCGACUGCUGCAGAAUAUUGAUAUAAGUGAGAGAUUGAAAUUCAUUCUAACCCUGGGUUGCAUGGAUGACAUUGUCACUGUCCUUGCUGAGGAACAUGGUUGCCUGGAUACAGUUAAGGAGCUGCCUAAGAAUGUUCUCGAGUUAUUAAGGAAAUGCUUGACCUUUCUUCCAUCCAAAAGGCCAACCCCUGCAGAGCUGCUGGGAGACCCCGUGUUCAAUGGGGUCUCUUGCCUGUAUACACCCUUCCAGAAGCCUGUUAGCCUGUUCUCCUCUUCCCUGCGCUGUGCACAUCUGGAGCUCCCAGAGGACAUCAGUGACCUUUGUAAAGACGAUGAUGAAGACUACCUGUCAGAGCGGGCCAUAGAUGAGGUGUAUCAUCUGUGGUGUCUGGCUGGGGGAGACCUGGAGAAGGAGCUGACGAAUAAGGAGAUCAUACAGUCCAAACCUCCAAUCUGCACACUGCCCAAUUUUGUCCUAGAAGACGGAGAGUCAUUUGGCCAAGGCAGGGAUCGGAGUUUCUUGCUAGACGACACUACAGUGACACUGUCUCUGUGCCAACUCAGAAAUAGACUGAAGGAUGUAGCGGGAGAAGCCUAUUACCCUCUGCUGGAAGAUGAACAGUCAAGUCUGUCCCAGUCCAACAGCAGCAAUGAGCUGUCGGCCACCGUCACGCUGCCACUCAUCAUCCGCGAGAGAGACACAGAGUACCAACUCAUCCGCAUCAUCCUCUUUGACAGGCUGCUCAAGGCCUAUCCUUACAAGAAGAACCUAGUGUGGAAAGAGGCCAGAGUGGAUGUUCCCCCUCUUGUUCGAGGAUUGGCCUGGGCUGCACUACUGGGCAUUGAGGGAGACAUUCAAGCCAAAUAUGAGGCCAUAGACAAGGAUACACCCAUUCCAACUGACAGACAGAUUGAGGUGGACAUCCCACGCUGCCACCAGUAUGAUGAGCUGCUGUCAUCUCCUCAGGGCCACAUUAAGUUCAGGCGUGUGUUGAAAGCCUGGGUGGUCUCCCACCCUGACCUGGUCUACUGGCAGGGUUUGGAUUCACUUUGUGCUCCAUUCCUUUACUUGAAUUUCAACAAUGAAGCCCUGGCAUAUGCCUGCAUGUCUGCGUUCAUCCCCAAAUACUUGUACAACUUUUUCCUGAAGGACAACUCUCAUGUCAUCCAAGAAUACUUGACUGUCUUCUCCCAAAUGAUUGCCUUCCAUGACCCAGAGCUAAGCAACCAUCUAAAUGAGAUCGGCUUCAUCCCAGAUCUUUAUGCUAUUCCAUGGUUCCUGACGAUGUUUACACAUGUGUUUCCACUGCACAAGAUCUUUCACCUGUGGGACACGCUGCUGCUGGGUAACUCCUCUUUCCCCUUCUGUAUUGGCGUGGCCAUAUUGCAACAGCUCAGGGAUCGUCUCUUGGCUAAUGGCUUCAAUGAGUGCAUCCUACUCUUCUCUGACCUGCCAGAAAUUGACAUUGAGCGCUGUGUCCGUGAAUCCAUCAACCUCUUCUGCUGGACUCCAAAGAGCGCUACAUACAGACAACAUGCUCAGCCGCCGAAGGUCGCUGGCGACAAUGGCUUUGGGAAAACAGCAACAUACCACUCGUCUGACUACCAGGACAUGCCCAAGACCGACCUAUCUCGUGAUCCUCUGGCGCUGUGCGACCUGAAAGCAGAAGUUUCCCCACGGGUCUCGGCUGAGGACUUAAUCGACCUCUGUGAGCUGUCAUUGGCUGGGCCCACCAAGCGGACCAAAGCCGGCAAGCCCAAAAUCAUUGCUGUCGACAUCCGCAGCGUGGAGGACUUCAGCAGAGGCCAUAUUUCUGGCAGCAUCAACAAUCCCUUCAGUGCAGCGUUCAGCCCUGACGGUGAGCUAGUGCAGUGUCCCGCAACAGGAAUCCUCCAGAACUACAGAGGACGUGUAAUUGUGGUCAUCAGCCACACUAUGAAGAGUGCUGCUAUGUUUGCAGCACAUCUAGUUAUGGUAAAUAUCCCACGGGUUUGUAUCUUGGAUGGAGGGAUCAACAAGCUGAAGCCCACCGGACUCCUGACUGUCCCCUCCCCUCAGAUCUGACCCCAUUCCUCAGCUUCACAUUAGCAAAAGGGAAAAGUGGAAGAACUGUAUAUUACAUUUUGAGCUGAUAUUGAAGUGUCGUCAUUGUAUUUAACAUUUUUUAUACAUUCUAAUUCAACUGUGGUGCAAAAUGACAAACUGCAUUGAAAAAAUGUAAAUAAUCCUCCUUAACCCAGUUUGAUUUCAUUUCCAUAUAUACAGUCCUGGUUGAAAUAAAUCGAUACCCCUUAAUUUUAAGUACAGAAUUUAGGAUAUCUUCAGAAAUAAAUGCAAAUUAACCAGUUGUGUAUUAUCAGAAUGUGUAAUAAAAUGUCCAGAGUUACUGAACAACAACAUAAAAGUGAAUUAAAAAAUACAGGCAUGUAAUGUAAGCUCAACACAAUUAUUAACACACUUUUGAUGAAUUUAAAUGAGUUCCUCAAACAAAAUAUAAACAAAUAAAACUCACCUGAGAAAAAACACCACACAAGACAUCUGAAGAGCUUCAGUCUGACCUGGAGCAAUAUGGCUGGUGGUUUUAACCCGUACCAUUCACGGCACACUAAACCAAGUAGGGCUCUGUGGGCAAAGUCCAAGGAACACUAUCACUAUUGAAAGAAAGGCACAAAAAGACAAGACUAAUGUUUGCAAAAACUUUUCUAGAGAAGACACAGUUUUUCUUGGAUAAUGUUCUAUGAACAGAUGAAACCAAACUAGAGCUCUUUGGGAAUGCAGUGCAUCAGUUUGUUUAUAGGCGACAAACUGACGCCCAGAAGUAAAAGAGCACCCUACCUACAGUAAAAUAUGGUGGCGGUUCUAUCAUGCGCAGGAGCUGCUUUGCUGCCUCUGGUACUGGAGGCAUUGAAUAUAUCAAAGGAAUGAUGAAAUCAGAAGAGUACCAAGGUAUUUUAGAGCAAAAU